Messenger RNA from Hibiscus syriacus, 790 nucleotides. RefSeq names its product germin-like protein subfamily 1 member 13. The transcript is spliced from 2 exons. The coding region runs from base 38 to 715 and encodes 225 amino acids. Lineage: Eukaryota; Viridiplantae; Streptophyta; Magnoliopsida; Malvales; Malvaceae. Gene Ontology annotation, molecular function: manganese ion binding. Gene Ontology annotation, cellular component: cell wall. The record is from RefSeq and is a predicted model, not a curated record.
AAGAAUUUAUUCAAGCUCAAGACUGCUACUCACAAUAAUGAAAGGUGUUGGAUUCCUUGUAGCAUUAGUCCUGUGGACUUUGGCUUCCAAACUUGCCUCAGCUUCGGAUCCCAGCCCUCUUCAGGAUUUCUGCGUAGCAGUUAAUGAUACUAAAGAUGGUGUUUUUGUUAAUGGAAAGUUGUGCAAGGACCCAAAGCUUGCAGUCCCAGAAGACUUCUUCCUUCCGGGGCUCAACAUUCCAGGAAAUACAUCAAACCAAGUAGGAUCAAUGGUGACUCAAGCCAAUGUUCAACAAAUUCCAGGACUCAACACUCUUGGCAUUUCUCUUGUUCGAAUUGACUAUGCACCUUACGGUGGCCUAAACCCUCCUCACACUCACCCUCGUGCCACUGAAAUUUUAGUUGUUGCGCAAGGCACCCUUUACGUCGGCUUUGUCACAUCCAAUCCUGAGAACCGUCUCUUCACCAAAGUCCUGUACCCGGGAGAUGUCUUCGUGUUCCCUGUUGGUCUCAUUCACUUCCAAUUCAACAUAGGCCACACAAAUGCAGUUGCCUUUGCUGCUCUCAGUAGCCAAAACCCAGGCGUUAUCACCGUUGCAAAUGCAGUGUUCGGCUCUCACCCGCCCAUCAAUCCCGAUCUUCUUUCCAAAGCCUUCCAGCUGGAUAACAAUAUUGUUAAGCAACUUCAGUCCCGUUUCUGGUGGGAUAACAACUAGAGCAAUAUUUCUAUAUUCCAUCAAACUUAUGUACUAGCUAAAUAAUUAUUUUCUGGAUAAUGUUUGACUUGUUUC